This is a messenger RNA of Anopheles nili, 372 nucleotides long. RefSeq lists its product as uncharacterized. NCBI's taxonomy places the organism in Eukaryota, Metazoa, Arthropoda, Insecta, Diptera, Culicidae. The record is from RefSeq and is a predicted model, not a curated record. The coding region runs from base 1 to 372 and encodes 123 amino acids. The transcript has a single exon.
AUGUUGUACCUCGGUUCAAUUUGGAGGCUGGUAACAAUGGUUACGUUGGCCCUAGUCUUGGCCUUGUUCCAAUGUCCAGCGCCCUGCCUGGGAUCACCGGUAAUGCUCGACAAGCUCUUCGGGUUUGCUGCAUACCAGCCCACCUACUCUGGCGGUGGUUACGGCGGUAACCAGUACGCCUACUACGGCGGGGGAGGUGGCAGUGGAAACGGUGCCGGUUUCAGUGGCCAUCAUCGUGCAACAACGAGCUCUGGACACAAGCGGCAAGCCAAGGGUCGCGAUUACAAGGACAUCUGUCGGGUGGUAAACCCAGCCCCGUAUGCACUACCCGGUCGUGCCCCUUACCCAGCAGCACCAUUUUGCCCUUAUUAG